Molecule: messenger RNA, 1980 nt
Organism: Hevea brasiliensis (rubber tree)
Lineage: Eukaryota; Viridiplantae; Streptophyta; Magnoliopsida; Malpighiales; Euphorbiaceae
Product: F-box protein At5g46170
Exons: 2
Coding region: 291-1553 (420 amino acids)
Molecular function (GO): protein binding
Source: RefSeq, a predicted model, not a curated record
GAGAGAGAGGGGGCAUCUUUUUCCCUUUCCUUUCCCUUUACGCGCACAAUGAUACCUUCUCUCUCCUCUCCCUCUGUAAAGACAAAACCGUGGGAUCUAUCUCGUCCCACCGCUCCCUCUUCUUCUUCUUCUCUCUCUCUCAUGCACCUUUCCGUUUCUUGUAUCUAUUAACCUCUGCUUUCCUCUUCUUGGGCUCUUAUAUCUCACUUGAGAUCUACCCUUUUCUUCUUUGUGAAUCUCAGAUCUCUAAUUUUUCUUCUUUUGCUAAAUAAUUCUGUGAUUUCCUAAAUAUGACCUCCUUCCGCCCAGAUCCGACCUCCAGAAUCUACCCGGAGCCGGAGUCUCUCUCAGUCGACCACUUCGACCGUCUUCCCGACUCCCUCCUCUUGCUAGUGUUUAACAAAAUCGGAGAUGUCAAGGCUCUCGGUAGAUGCUGCGUCGUUUCACGCCGUUUCCACUCUCUCGUCCCCCAAGUAGACAACGUUGUUGUAAGAGUCGAUUGCGUUAUUUCCGAUGACGAUACUUCCCCUUCUUCUUCCUCUGAGAAAUCUCGGUCUUCCAGUUCGUCUUCUGGGCUCUCGUCUAUUUUUCGGUUGGUCUUUGGUGGCUUUGUUAAGCCUUUCCAGGCUCUUGGUCAGCUGCUUGGACCAAGGAGAGAGAUGAUAAAUUCUUACCCUUCGCGGAAUGGGUUUUUUUCUUCUUCAUCGAGUUCUGCGUCGUCGUUUUCUUCCCUUUCUGUUGGUAAUGAGGACGAAGGGGAAAUGGAUCAGGGUGGUGUUACCCAUCAUUCCCCUACUCAGGUUCUUAAGAAUUUUAACGAAAUUCGGUUUUUACGGAUCGAGUUGCCUAGUGGGGAAUUGGGUAUUGAUGAUGGGGUGCUUCUGAAAUGGAGGGCUGAUUUCGGAUCUACACUUGAUAAUUGUGUUAUUCUAGGUGCUGCUUCGGUAAUCAACAAUGGACAUAACAAGAGUUGCUCUGUCUUGCAAGAAAACUGCUCCGAUGGGGUUUCUGGGAACGUGAAUAACCACCACAGCAACGAUGGUGGUAAUGUUAAUAGUGGUGGUGAUGAUAAUGGGAGCAUACCUGAGUCAUUUUACACCAACGGGGGCUUGAAAUUGAGGGUUGUAUGGACUAUUAGUUCCUUGAUUGCUGCCUCUGCAAGGCAUUACUUGCUUCAACCCAUAAUAGCAGAACACAAGACUCUUGAUACCUUGGUACUGACUGAUGCUGAUGGGCAGGGAGUCCUGUGUAUGAAUAGGGAACAACUGGAGGAGUUGAGGGUGAAGCCCUUAUCAGCUUCUUCUGCAUCGAAGAGGACGCUUGUGCCUGCUCUGAAUAUGCGACUUUGGUAUGCACCCCACUUGGAAUUGCCUGAUGGAAUUGUGUUGAAAGGGGCAACUUUAGUUGCUAUUAGACCUAGCGAGCAGUCUACCUCCAAGAAGGAGGUCUGUGAUGCAUUUUGGGUUUCCACUGCAUUUGAGGAGCCUUAUGGUACUGCCGCAAAGAUGCUGGUAAAGAGAAGGACUUACUGCUUGGAGAUGAACUCAUUCUGAAGAUAGCAAUGGAACUGAGGGAAAGCACAAACGGUUUGGGGGAAGGUGAAUGUGCAAGUUCUUUCGAAGUGGAGAAUCAGAAACAAAUUUUGCUUGACACUUGACCUGAAAUGGGUUUGCUGUCCCAUGGAGCUGAAGCUUGUGUUUGAUUGCUACUAUGACACCCAUCCUUAGUCGAUUAUUCACUACAAUAAUUCGACUUUUAUGUGCUUUAACUGAUAAUUAAAAUGCAUCUGCUGGUUGUUUUUAUUGAGGCAUUUGCUUGUAAGGGUGCACACGUGCAACUAGAUGAAUGUUGCAAGAUCGGAGUUUGUAGUCAUUUACUUCAAUCUAUAAUCUGUAUGUGAAAAUUGUAGGUAUGAAUAUGUUGUGCUUAUAUUAGACUUUUGCCGCACGUCGAGCAAUGUAGCUUGAAUUAACCCUAAAA